This is a messenger RNA of Pungitius pungitius (ninespine stickleback), 2796 nucleotides long. It is a transcript of the gene spint1a, whose product is annotated as serine peptidase inhibitor, Kunitz type 1 a. The transcript has 10 exons. Gene Ontology annotation, cellular component: plasma membrane. The coding region runs from base 531 to 2063 and encodes 510 amino acids. Gene Ontology annotation, biological process: epidermis development; extracellular matrix organization; epithelium development. Gene Ontology annotation, molecular function: protein binding; serine-type endopeptidase inhibitor activity. The record is from RefSeq and is a predicted model, not a curated record. Lineage: Eukaryota; Metazoa; Chordata; Actinopteri; Perciformes; Gasterosteidae.
CUGCACAUCUGUCACAAGAUCAAACAACCCGGACAUUUCAACGCGCUUUCGGUGGUGCUUUAAAUUCUCUCCCUGUGCUGGUGUGGUUUGGUUCGAGCCACUCAGAGAACAAGGGAGUGGCAUCCGAGGAGUGGAAUUUCACUUCCUGGAUCACUCAGGUGCGUCACCUGUGUGUGAUGUGGUCGGUCGUCGCGAGCGCUUUUAUUUCGACAUCAGAUAGUUUCGGAGGCGGAAAGGAUCGAAUCUGCGCGGAAAGCCUUUAAGGGAUUUAGGAAGUCAUUUUUCUGGACGCACAGCGGUGCCCGAACAGGACAUUGGCGACAAUAAGCAACGCGGGUUUUGGGUUUGUGUUUUUUUUUUUUUGUUCCUCUCCGCGGUCCGACAAACGCACAUCAAAGAAGAAGAAGAAGAGCUGCCUUUUGUUCGACAAUAAGUUGAGGGGGAAAAAAAGUUGUUUCUAUUCGAUACCAGCUGAUCUCUGGAUCCGCGUCCGUGUUGAAACCUUCUCUCGGGGGGGGGGGACAUUCACGAUGCGCUCCCUCCACGGGGGACAAUGGAGAGCGCGCGCGCUCCCGCUGCCGCUGCUGCUUCUGCUGCUGCUGCUGCUCGACGCGAGUCGCGCGCAGGACACCGGCGCGACGUGUCUCGCGCGGUUCCAGAGCGGCCGCGACGACUUCGUCCUCGACACCGAGGAGUCCGUGAAGGACGGCGCGACGUUCAUCUCGUCGCCGGCGCUGAGCCGCCAGCGGGACUGCGUGGCGUCCUGCUGCAAGGAGCCCAGGUGCAACGCGGCCUUCAUGGAGCGCGGCGACGAGGAGGGCGCCGUCGAGUCCUGCUUCCUCUUCGACUGCGUCUACAACAAGAAGUACGUCUGCAACAUCGUCCGCAAGACGGGAUACGUCAGCUUCAUCCUGGACUCCGUGUACGAGCGUUACCUGGAGGAGCACGCGAAGCCAAGUGACCCUGACCGGCCCCCGGUGGCCAACGGGGGCCCGGACCGCGUGGUCCAGCCCCAGGAGGCCCUGACGCUGAGCGGGAUGGUGAGCAGCGACGACCACGAGGUGGAAUCCUACCACUGGAAAAUGCUCACCAGUUAUCCUUUCGCCGUCAUUGAGAAAACCACCUUCAGCGACGAGAUCACGGUGUCCAACCUGACGUCCGGCGUGUACAAGUUCCAGCUGACCGUCACGGACGCCGCCGGCCAGUCGGACUCCACCGUGGUCACCGUGCUGGUCCUGACCCCCGAGCAGUCCGAGCACCACUGCAUGGCUCCGAAAAAGGUCGGCCCGUGCCGCGGCUCCUUCCCCCGCUGGCAUUACAACGGCGCCUCGGAGAAGUGCGAGGCGUUCACGUUCGGCGGCUGCAGGAGUAAUCUCAACAACUACCUCUCUGAGGACGAGUGCACCAAAGCCUGCGCCGGCUCAGAAAAACCUGGCAAAAGUGGACGACUUUUGCCGUUUGACGGGACCAAAGAAAAAUGCGGCGUCGCGUGCGCCGAGGGCGAAUUCACCUGCGCCAACGGCUGCUGCCUGGGUCCGGGUCUGGAGUGCGACUCGACGCCGCAGUGCAGCGACGGCUCGGACGAGGUGCAGUGCGACGAAUUGAAGAAACGUUUUCGGAUUCUGAUGCAGAUUCCAGUGGAUGAACAAAAAGUGCGCUGCACCGAGCUUCCUGACACCGGGACCUGCAGGGACAGCGUGACCAAGUGGUACUACGACCCCCUGCAGAAGCACUGCUUCCGCUUCAACUACGGUGGCUGCCAAGGAAACGACAACCGCUUUGAGAGCGAGGAGACCUGUCUCCGGGCGUGCCACGGGGUGACAGAAACCGACGUAUUUGCCAGAAAGAAGGAAUUCCAAGGCGGAGAGACGACUGGCAACACAGGGGUCGUAGCCAUAGCCGCCCUGCUGGGCGUGGCCAUCUUCAUCCUGCUCUGCCUCGUGGCGUACUGCCUCAUGAAGGGAAGGAAGAAGGACUCGCAGCAACGCCGCGCUCCCGUCGCCGCCGUCACGUUGGAGGACAGGGAGCGCCUGGUCUACAACAGCACCACCAAGCCCAUCUGACACCCCCUUCCCCACCCCGCCCCGGGCCUCCUCCCGUUGCCGGAGACGACGUGUCGUCAGACCAGGUCCUCGUGUACGGAUGUGGGUGAUGUCCACAGAACGUCUUUGGCGAUGACGCAAUGUGACGUGUCGAUGUUUUGACUUUUUAAGUAGUGUUUUUUUAACGCGGCGGUUUGUACUCUGGAGGACGGGCCACUGGAGAUCGUUGACUCUGGGUUAAUUUCCUAAAUAUUUUCUGCUUUUUAUUCAUUUACUUUACCCAAAUCUGAUGUUCUUAGUGAAGAGCUCUUUUUAAAAAAAAAAUAAAGUCAUUUCAAAAGUUGGAUCUUGAAGGGUCACAAGGUCCGUUACGCAGGAGGAAGCGUCCGGGUUCCUCUGGGAAUCUGGUUUCACAUUUAAUGGAAAUCCCUUUUUACCUUACCGAAAUCCUACCCGGCCAGUUUCUUCACUUUGUCAAAUAUAUAUUUUUAUCCUGUUUAUAAAACCUUGUUACAUGAAAUGACUCAUGCAUGCAAAUUGUUGUACAUAAUCUUUAGGUUUUUAGGUAAUAAGUAAUAUUUUACUUGAGAAAGCUAUUUUGUUUCUAAACAAGCACAAUUCCUACAUUGAACACAGCUAUUGAUGCCUUUUUAAAAGACGCCUCACUGUUUGUACAAAUAAAAUGAUGUAGAUGUCUGUAACUUUAGCAUAUCCUAUUGUUUCUUCUAAAUAAAUAUAUCAAAUCCAAAUACUU